Messenger RNA from Rubroshorea leprosula, 1130 nucleotides. The record is from the annotation of a GenBank genome assembly. Lineage: Eukaryota; Viridiplantae; Streptophyta; Magnoliopsida; Malvales; Dipterocarpaceae.
UAGAUUUUGAAUUCAAACUUGGAAGAAUCUGCAACUGAAGGGGAUUCAGACCAUGAAGAUAGAAAUGGAAUGCAAAAUAUGGAUUGGAGUUCUAUUAGGUGUUAUGGUUUCGAUAGGGUUUAAUUGCUGUAUUUGUAGGCCGUCCAUUGGCCUUGAAACACCUAACAAACGCUCAUUGAACGAGCAAAAAGCAAUUGGAAAGGCACUGUCAUCAAGAGAAACUAAGAAUGAUUCUGGUCACUUUCUGUUGAGUUGUCAUCGACUAAGCUGUACCACAGACUCCAGGGACAUCUUUACCCAUAGUGACUCUUAACUCCUUGAAGCAGGGAAUUCAAGAUGAAAACAGAGAGAGUCAACCAUGACAACCAGUAGCUAACCAUGGAGAUCAAUGAAAUGUUGCAAGCUUUUGCUGAAAAUGUUUCUGUGGAUGAAAGUCAACAUAUUGUAGUUCAGAAACUACAAGAACAUUUGAGGGAGAAAAAUUAUCUUCUCAUAUUAGAUGAUGUAUGGAAUGAAGAUUGGCAAAAAUGGGAAUCCUUAAGGAGCUGUUUGUUGGGAAUAGGUAAAAAUGUUGGGAGUAGGGUUCUUGUCACAACUCGAAGUGAAAAUGUAGCUUCCACAAUGGAAACACUUUUUCAGCACAGGCAUCAUCUCGAAAAGCUAACAAAUGAGGAUUGUUGGUCCAUAAUCAAGAAAAGAGCAUUUGGCAGCUCAUCAUUCCCUUUAGAAUUGGAAGGGAUUGGAAGGGAUAUUGCUAGCAAAUGUAGAGGUUUGGCAUUAGUUGCAAAUAUUAUUGGGGGGAGUUUGUGCAAUAAUAGGAAGAAGGAUGACUGGUUAUCAAUUAAAGAUGAUAGUGAAGUAUGGGGUUCAAUAGAAGAAGCUAAUGGAGUUCUGCGAGUGUUACAAUUGAGUUUCAAUCGCUUGCCAACACCUGCUUUGAAACAAUGUUUUGCUUCUUGCUCUAUUUUCCCUAAAGAUUGUUGGGUUUUUUAAAACAAAGAAAUGGAGAGAACCAAGAGGAAGAUGAAAAACAGAGCAUAAGCUGAAAUGGAGAGAAGUGUAUGACUUCAACUCAAUUUUUCUCAUUCCUUUUACUCCUAUUUAUAGGAGAAUACAAACUCAAUUUAAAA